This is a messenger RNA of Tyto alba (common barn owl), 1950 nucleotides long. RefSeq names its product lysophosphatidic acid receptor 1. The record is from RefSeq and is a predicted model, not a curated record. Gene Ontology annotation, cellular component: membrane. Bases 859 to 1827 code for a protein of 322 amino acids. Gene Ontology annotation, biological process: G protein-coupled receptor signaling pathway. The transcript has a single exon. Gene Ontology annotation, molecular function: G protein-coupled receptor activity. Lineage: Eukaryota; Metazoa; Chordata; Aves; Strigiformes; Tytonidae.
UACUCAGUAUGGAGAUAUUUCUGUGGGCCCAAGCAGAGGGAGCGUUUGUGGAGACAGACUCCCACCAUUUUGGAUCCCCUUUGAAGUGCUGCAGUUCAUAGGGUUUUGCUGACAAGUUGGGGUUUGUUCUGUAGGUAUGAUUUAACUGUGCUUAGAAAACCAGCCACUGUUGGCUGCAUCACUUUGUAACUGUAAGCAAGAGACAGUGAGCAACUAGGUUCUGUUCUCUCUUGCUCGAUCUUGAGCACUUUAGAGGUCUCAUGAUGUCACUAGAGUUGAGCUGAAAUUAGGACUUACAUCCUCACUGAGCUGGGGUCCAGGUUAGUGACACAGCAGCGAGUUGUGUGUCACUAUCUUUGAGUUCUCUCAGUCACAUACUCCCCCCUCCAAAACCUAACAAUUACUGCUCUCCAUUUCCUGACUCUCUAAUCCUUUAUCCAUUUAAUUUAUUUGUGAAUUAAAGCUGAGUUAAUUCCAUAUUAGAAUAUCCUUAAAGACUUUAAAACUACUAAUAUGACCCUUCAUCUUCACAAGAACUGGCCAGAUUUUGCUCUUGAUAAAGAUUGCUUUAAGCAGAUCAUCUGUAUCGUAGUAAAUGUGUUUUCCACUUUUGGCUACCCUAGCAACUUAAAGGUAAUUGGCUAUUCCCUGAGUUGGUAACCCAAAUAUUUAAAAACAUGAAUGGUUAAAGUUUAAUCCACUGUCAUGAUGAUGAUGUGGCAAUAGAAGCUGACUGCCAGGAUUCAUUCUUCGCCUGGAGAACAAGUUGGCAGUAACACUCACGUAGCACGGUCUCUUACGGAAUAUGGGAUGAGUAAAGCAGACCUCGUCAACAGUUGAACGUAGGAUUUCCCCACAAUGAAUGGAUACUCAAACUGCUCUGUUAACCACACUGAAAUCUGGAGUCAUGAUUUAGUACUUGCGCUGGGCAUCCCUCAGCUGACCAUUAACAUAGCGUCUGUGAUCUUCAACUGCACAGUCAUCUUCACCAGAAUGGCGACAAAGGACCUGCACAAGCCUAUCUCUAUUCUCUUCUGCAAUCUGGCUUUUUCCGAUCUCUUCACCAGCUUUUCUGGCUUUUGGAUUUCAAUGCUGUUCAUCACCAACCCUGACAUUACAAUCUUUGGAUCCAAGGAUAUGCUUGCCCCGUAUGCCUUUUAUACCAUGUCUAUUUUAUCCACCAUCUAUAACUUGGUAAGCAUUGGAGUUGAACGCUACCUGGCUGUGGCUGAAAGCAUGAGGACAAGAUUCAGGGUUACUAGGAACCAUUCCAUAGCUGCAGUUUUAAUUAACUGGGUCCUUGCUUUCUUUUUGGGCUGCUUGCCAUUGAUGGGGUGGAACUGCUUGCAUAUGGAAAAAAACCUCUCUGUCCUCUACAGCCCAUUUUGCGUCGACUACCUCAUCUUCAUCGCCAUUCCCAAUGUUGUGAUGGCUUUUAUUGUACCUUUGUUCACUUACCUUAGAAUCAUUAUCAUCCUGAGGAAAAGAAAGCUGAGAAUGAAAGCAUGUGGACAAGCUACUGGCACCUACAAAUCAGCUGAAAUCCAGGUUGCCAGAACCAGUAUUUUUAUUUGGCUCCUGACGCUGAUCUCCUACGCCCCUUUUUUCGCAGGAGUCAUCUUCGAUGCAACUAACCACCAGUGCCACAUUGAUCUCUACCCCGGCGUCUACAUCUUUCGAAACUGCACGGCGAUGCUGAUAACCAUGAACUGUUUGGGAAACCCCAUAAUAUACACCCUGAAAGCCAAAACGCUGGGGGCUAAACUCAAAGCUCUGAAAUGCCUCUCCGCCAACCGUGUCCGCGCCUGCACUGUUGAGAACCUCUAGCCGGGACCGCCCUUGCUCCGAGAGCGCUGGUGCCCCCGGCCAGGCAGAAAUCGGGAAUUCCCGCCCGUCCCCGGCGCUCUGGGCGCUUCAGCACCCAGCGGGCGGACAGCUCCCGGGCGCGGC